Molecule: messenger RNA, 2373 nt
Organism: Penicillium bovifimosum
Lineage: Eukaryota; Fungi; Ascomycota; Eurotiomycetes; Eurotiales; Aspergillaceae
Product: putative translation elongation factor EF-1 subunit
Exons: 5
Coding region: 1-2373 (790 amino acids)
Biological process (GO): translation
Molecular function (GO): GTPase activity; GTP binding
Source: RefSeq, a predicted model, not a curated record
AUGUCGCGACACCGCAUCAAGGACGUCGACUAUGAUGAUGACGACUAUUAUGACGAUGAAGAUGACUACACACCCGAUCCUGAGGAGCAGGAAUUGCUACAGCAAUGCACCGCUGCCGUACUGCAACAGCUAGGUGCGGGGCAGCCUCCAGUAACCGCCACCAAGGAAGAGGUUCACGAUGCAUUGUGGCAUUACUACAAUGAUAUCGAGAAAUCGGUCAAUUACUUGAAAGGCAAGAGGCUUAAGGAGGCUUCCAAGCUGAAGAAACCGGAGAUUCAACCAGUAUCAGCUUAUCCUGCCCCUCCUCCUACGGCACACUUCUCGGCUGCCGAUUUCUUUCGCGAUUGUCCAUGGCUCAACAUCCCCUCUCAUCGGAAAGCGGAUAUCCUGGUCGAACCACUCUAUCCACGUCUGGGUCUAUUGGGCGGUGCCCCAGAACAAGGUGCAAAGCCUUCCAAAUUGGCUGCACUAGCUGCAGCCCGCAAGAAGAAAGAGGCCGAGAAGGGACAAUCCACGCCGCAGACCUCGACCACAUCAAAAUAUUCUUCUGAUCAGCAGAGUGCGCCGCUCUCUGUUCGUGAACGACUUGCUCUUGGGAGGGCAACAGGGAAGUCUUCCGAGGGUCAUUCGGGGUCUCUACAGCGCCUGGCAGAGUCGAGACCAUCCCCCUCCUCUGCAAUACAUCAUGCGCCUGUCUCUGAGACUACACCGCAAUCAGUGCGUGAAAGGUCAGAAUUACCGCAAAGGAAGCUUGAGCCGACAGAAGUUCUAGACCGGCACCCAGUGCCCGACCUUCAUGCCGAACCCUCGGAGUUUGCCAAAGUUCUUACUGGCCUAGCCGCAAGCCCGACAACAGCCUACCCAAGCCCGUUGGCCCCCGGCAACUUAGAUCUGAUGAAGAUCUAUGGAUAUGAUGCUGAACCUUUUGACUUUUCAGAGCCCAGCCCCGACGAUAUCGUUCUCAACGCACAGAGCACAUCAAAAGGAUUAAAGAAAUCAGCUGCAGCAAAAUCGGCUGGGGGGAAGAAAGGCCAGGCUGAUGUGGCAGCUGAAAUGAAGGACCUUUCUGUGGAGGACAAAGUGACAGUCAAGAGCAAGCAUCUCGAUGUUCUAUCAGAGUACAAAAAGUCUACCCGCAAGCGAUCUGCAAACUUUGUGGUUAUUGGUCAUGUUGAUGCCGGCAAAAGCACUCUCAUGGGACGAUUGUUGGCCGAUCAAGGGGCCAUCGACCAACGGACAUUAGAUAGGUAUCGGCGGGAAGCCGAGAAAAUUGGCAAAGGCUCAUUCGCGCUAGCUUGGGUCUUGGAUCAGGGGUCGGAGGAGAGGGCACGAGGCGUGACGAUAGAUAUCGCCACCAAUCAAUUUGAGACUGAAAAGACAGCCUUUACCAUUGUUGAUGCACCAGGUCAUCGCGAUUUCGUUCCGAACAUGAUCGCUGGCGCCAGCCAGGCGGACUUCGCUGUCCUGGUCAUUGACUCCAGUGUCGGCAAGUUUGAGUCUGGGUUGAAGGGGCAGACUAAGGAGCAUGCUCUGUUGGUGCGAAGCAUGGGCGUUCAAAAAAUCGUGGUGGCCGUGAACAAGAUGGAUACUGUGCAAUGGGAUCAUGGGCGCUUCGAGGAAAUUGAACAGCAGAUCUCCGCGUUUUUGACCGCUGCCGGCUUCCAACAAAACAAUAUCUCGUUUGUGCCGUGCUCAGGUGUGCUAGGAGACAACAUCUCUCGACGGACUGAGAACCCUCAUGCAUCUUGGUACACAGGACGUACAUUGAUUGAAGAGCUGGAAACAUCGGAACCAUACACACAUGCUCUCGAGAAGCCUUUGCGUAUGACGAUUGGUGACGUCUUCCGAGGCGGCGUGCAAAAUCCGCUCUCAAUCUCAGGCCGUAUCGACGCCGGCAGCUUGCAAAUGGGUGACCAGAUUCUGACCCUGCCCAGCGGUGAGACAGCAACGGUGCGCAGUUUGGAAGUGGAUGGGGAACCAAGUGACUGGGCCGUUGCAGGCCAGAAUGUCGUCCUCAAUAUCGCCAAUAUCGACCCUAUCCAUCUUCGCUCCGGUGACGUUGUCUGCCGUCCUUCCUCUCCCAUUUCCACCAUCAGCUCUUUCACUGCCAAGGUUCUGGCCUUUGAACACUUGAUGCCUAUGCAAGUGGACGUGCACCGGGGUCGUCUACACGUACCUGGUCGCAUUAGUAAGCUUGUCGCCUCCUUGGAUAAAUCGUCAGGCGCAGUGAUUAAGAAACGCCCGAAGAUCGUGGGCCCGGGCGUGGUGGUGCGUGUUGUGGUUGAGAUGGAUCAGGCUGUUCCUCUGGAAGCACCAACAAGGAUUGUUCUGCGUGCAGGAGGCUCUACAGUGGCUGCUGGUUUACUAGAAUAA